Messenger RNA from Limulus polyphemus (Atlantic horseshoe crab), 3014 nucleotides. RefSeq lists its product as uncharacterized. The transcript is spliced from 11 exons. Gene Ontology annotation, biological process: negative regulation of transcription by RNA polymerase II. NCBI's taxonomy places the organism in Eukaryota, Metazoa, Arthropoda, Merostomata, Xiphosura, Limulidae. Gene Ontology annotation, molecular function: transcription corepressor activity; histone deacetylase binding; transcription coactivator activity. Bases 1 to 2535 code for a protein of 844 amino acids. The record is from RefSeq and is a predicted model, not a curated record. Gene Ontology annotation, cellular component: NuRD complex; nucleoplasm.
AUGCAAGAUUUGGCUACUUUCUUUGUAGAUGACACCAGCUGUAAACUUCUGAUUUCUGAAUAUGCUGAUUUUGAUUCCUACUGGGAAGAUGAAUCAAAAAGCAAAAACAGAAAUAGAAUUCGUGUAGGACGUCAGUAUCAGGCUAUAAUUCCUCCUCUACUGAAACCAGGAGAGUCUGAUGGUAGACGACUGGAAGACCUGGAGACACUGAAGUGGAAACCUAAUAAUCUGAAUGAUCAAGAGCUGGAUGAAUACUUUUCUGUAGCAAGAGCUGUGAGUUUCUUUGGUAGAGCUAUUGAUAAAUGUCAGGAUUUGCAUAAGGAGUCGGACAAGUGCAUACAGACAGCUUUAAGAGGUUUGUUACCAUGGAAACCUGUGAAAAGUAUUAUAGAAUAUUAUUACCAAGGGAAAGAAGAACGUCCGGGUAUUUCUCAUUGUCUUAGUGAUGUGAGUGAAGCAUCUACCAGCAUGUUUUCACCAGCAAAGUUAAAAAAAGAAAGUGCAGACAUGGAGGAUGCAGGGGAUCCUCAUACCUCCCUUGAUAGUGGUAGUAGUGAAGAACCAGAUAACUCGACACAAGAAGAACAUGUUGAGGAACCGCUGGAGAGUAAACAAGAUGGUGAAACAGAAUCACAUCCUGAUCCAUCCACUAUCCCUUCAGCUUUUGAAGUUCUGGAAGUUAAACCCAGGAAGACUGAGUUAGUUCCUGCUACCCCAGAUCUUGAGUCCUCUAUUCUUGGAACUCUUCAGUUCUAUUUUCAUGGAAAACUGGUCCUAAAACUUAAUGCCCAACAGUCAAAGGCUAAUGGAAAACAGUGCCAGUGGGUCCAGUCUGUAGACACCCCCAAAGUCCCAUUUCCAUGGAAAGCACGGCAGUAUAAGAAGAAAUAUGUUGAUCAAAGUUCUGUAUCUGAGCUUUCUGAAGAUGGAGGAACAACCGCUAAUGCUAACUUUCAAGAGAUAGGAGGAGGUUUUAUUAAAAAAGCCAAAUUGAAGAAUGAUUUUGCUGUUGUUUGGCCAGAAGAAAGCCUGGUAGCACCUGUACAUUCACCACAAUCACCAUCUCUCACUGAGUGUAGACAUUUUGGUAGAACAACACCCCAUGAUGGAAACCUCUCUCCCCUGUCUGGUGUAUGUUCAGACCCAAGUGACAGUGAUGUAUCCCCUCUUCAUAGUCCCGUUGACAAGUGCAGUACAAAGAAAUUGCCCAGACCUAAUGAAUUAUGUACUAAACUGAAGGAAGAACUUUGUGUUAAACCAGAAUCUACAUCUCCCAGUGCUCAUUUCGUUCAUGAAGUUGAGGGAAGAAAGACUCCCUUGUACAUUCCCUGCCAUCAGCAAGACCCACAAAAAGUUGGCUCCCUUAAUAAAACAAAGAGAUUCUUUUCUCAUGUAAAUUGUGAUGCUUCAACUAGUAAGUCCGAAAAAUCUGGGAGUUCAGUGCCUAUCUCAUAUUCUUCUGUAUUGAAAACUGUAUUGGAAGCAACUGAUAAAUCUGAGUACAAGCAAUCAUCGUCAAGUUCAUACAAGCUAAACAGUAUAAACAAAGGAGAAGUGCCAUUAGAUCUGUCCUUAAAAUCAACUCACUCACCUCCAAACAAGUCACAUGCCAUAGAAAGUAAUUGGCAAACCAGUGAAAAGCUAAACAGUAACAGUAAUGAGCAGAAUGAUUUAACUUUGUUGUGGACAAAUGAAUCUGCUCCAAGUUUGUGUGAGUUCAGCACAUUUGAGUCUUCCAGUCAGAUCAAGCUCUCUCCAUCUUCAUCUCCUCCUGAUCUACGUUCGUCUUUAUUUUCCCUCAAGUCCCCAUCCUCAUCCCCUGUGUGUAGUGUCAGUAAACAACACUUGUUGAACACUUGUCUUGCUACCAAGACAUUAGCAUCACCCCUUGUAGCCAGUAGUGUCACAAACACAUUAACCCCAGCAAGAACUAAAUGGACUAGUUUCAGUACAAAGCCAGCAGUUGCUUCUCUAGCAAGCUCCCAAGAACAACAAGAAGGCCUGACUUACCUGUCUAUGCCAAUCUAUAAUGUUGCAUAUUCUUAUCCAACAAACUGUAUUGAGAAUGUGAAUGGGGGGUCACCCUCAUCAGGGGUUGACAAUUUCAGUCAAGAGAAUUGUAUGAGACCAAAAAGUAUGGAUAUUGAGGACAAGAACUCUCCUUCUUGUUCACAAGAAAAAGAAGAAAUACCAACAUGGAUUACAAAUAGACCAGUAAACUUAACAUCAUAUUUUCCCUUUUAUCCUCCACACAUUUACUCAUAUUAUCCAUAUGCCUACAAUCUAGCACAAAUGUCUUGGAAUGGUACUGCAACCCCGGCAGAAGAAUCAGAUAAUCCCUUAGACCUGUCAUUACCUCUCUCAGAGAAAAGAACAUGCUCGCCCGAACAAAAAAGUCCAGUUGAAAAUGGUACAGCUACUCAAGUGCCAAAUGAUGAAACAAACAAUGCCUCAAAAAAGGGAAUGUUAUAUCAGCUUCUGAAAAAACGGAAGUCUGUUGAUUCAAAGGAAUCAAUACAGCCACAGCAUGUUUAACUGCACAUCCCAGCAUUGAUCAUUUAUAAUGAGCUGAUUUAGAAAAACAUUAUGCAGUUUAUUAAAUGGAAAACAAAUUAUAGUUAAGAAUUGUUUUCUAGUGGUUAGGUUUCCAUAUCAAAAAGAAAAUGUUUCAUUAGCCAUUGUUCAUAUAACUUAUUAAAUAUAGAAUAAUUGUAACUGCUGAUUACAUAUUUUAACUAAUGUCAUAGGCAGUUGUAUAUACUUUAAGCUCAGCAGUAACUUAGCACUUUCUUUUUUAAGUAAAAGAAGAUUAAAAGCUAUUUGUCAUGUUAUAAGUAUGUACUGAUUUUUAUAUUUCUUUGUGUUAUUAUGCUGAACAGGCAAUAAAAAGAAACUUUAAAAAAAAUGAAGCAUACAUUAACCCUCACACUAUGGGUGGCUCAAAGUGUGCAUGUCAUGACUUUUUAGAGAAUUACAUUCAAAAUUUAAUGAAACCACUUUAUUAUCGUUGUAUA